AUAAUAAUACUGUCUUUUUUGCCACUCCUUCUGCCUGUCUUUUUCCUUCUUGCUCAGACUCUGCCCUUUUGAUUGAAUGCCACGCUUUUCCGAAUCCCAUGUGAGCUGCCCUUGAACGAUGCGACCCCUCCAGCCCUUUUCAGAACCUUACCAAGAUUUUCCACGCAUUUUUUCUCUGGAUACCCAGCUCGUAUAACUGGCUUCUUGGCUCCCUGGUUUUACCAAAAUCGCAUUUUGUUUCAAUUCAGAAGUCGAAUUUCAGAAGCUCUUUUUAAAAUUUGUUGUUUGAGUUUUGUUUUGAAAUGGGUUUUGGGCAAAUUGUGGGUCUGUGGUAUUGAAAAUUUGGGCUUAAAAGGUAAGUGAUUUUCGACCCUGAAUUUCCAUAGAAUAGGCACUUUUCCCUUUCCGUGUGGACGAGGCAAAAGAGGAGAUCCUCAACCUUUCCCCCAAGGAAUCAUGUCUUCACACUACACAAUGGGAAUUUCACAAGCAUAGGGAAGCUGCUUGGGCUGUUUUAGAAGUUGGGUCUUUUGGGUUUUGCGUGUGGAUUGCAAAAUAGGUAUGUUUUCAUUAGUUUCCUUUUUAUGGGGUUGAGUUUUUGGGAAGUUGCAUCAAGUUAAUGUUUUCUUUGGGGUGUUUAGAGGAAAAUUUUCAGCGUAGUUUAUAGGAUUAAUGGUUUUGAGACUCACAUCAUUCAUACAAAAUUGAGACUUGAGACUUGGGAGUGUCUUUCAUAUAGAUCCCAGUCGGUUCUGGGUGUAUAUGUGAUUCUUCGGGCGGCGAUGGGAUCUUUCAGUGACAUAGGACUUGGCUUGAGCGCAGUGUUUGGAUGCCUGCUCUUAGGUUUAGUUGCAGAGCUUUACUAUUUGGUAUGGUGGAAGAGAAGAAUCGCCAACACGGAGAUUAAUGAAGAAGAAGAUGAUGAUGAUGAUGGUCACAGCAACUAUGCAAAAGAGCUGCUUCAUCUCCUCUGCUGGAAGAAGCCCUCCUUCGCGAACAGCAGCGAUACUCUAGAAAUCAACCCUUCUGUGGGAAACCCAAUUGCCAUUAAUGGCCAUGAACAAGGCCAUGAACCAGACCCUGAAUUGGGCUGUGCCAAAGAUUUGCUGCUGCAGAACUUUGGGGAAGAAAGUGUAGAGGCAGAGCUGAUGAGGCUGCACAAUCUAGCAGGCCCUCCGAGAUUUCUGUUCACCAUUAACGAGGAAACGAAGGAGGAUUUGGAGUCUGAUGAUGGCAAGUCCAGAGGCGAUAGGAGCAGGAAAGGGUCAAGAACAAGGAGCUUGAGUGAUGUGAUUGUUGCUGUGGAGACCCCAUUCAUGACCCCUUUGUCUUCUCCUCCCAAGAAGCUUCCUCCUUUGAAUCUCCUUGACUCUUACAAUCACCAUGGAUUUAACCCUCUGUUUGAGUCAUCAACAGAAGCAGAGCUGAGCAGUUUGAGAUCUUCACCCCCUCCAAAGUUCAAGUUCUUGAGAGAUGCAGAAGAGAAACUGUACAGGAGACUGUUACAGGAAGCUGAAAGAAGAAGAGCCCUUAAAAAUGGUGGCUCUGUGCAAGAUCAUGGAAUUAAGGCUCCCACAAAGCCCAAUUCAUCAAUGGGGACAGAAGAAAGUGAUGGUUCUCUUGUUGCAGUUAUUGUUGGGAAAAAUAAAGAGAGAGAGAUUCAUCAUCAUCAUUUACCACAGUAUCAUUCUGGUUCUUCACAGGUACUCCCACUGGCUUCUUCACCUUCAACAUUCAUUCCACCUUGCUAGAGGCUAGAGCAGAACCCCCCAUUUUGCAUUACACCUCCAUGAAUUAACACAAAAAUGGGCUUGUGAUGAGUUUGUGAUAAUUUUUUUUUUUCAAUUUCCCCUUCUUUUUAAAUCCAUAUGCUAAUCAAAAUUUCAUUGAUAAGAGUUUAGUAUUAAUGUAUAAAGUUAGAUUUCUUCAA
Molecule: messenger RNA, 1930 nt
Organism: Malania oleifera
Lineage: Eukaryota; Viridiplantae; Streptophyta; Magnoliopsida; Santalales; Ximeniaceae
Exons: 1
Coding region: 783-1751 (322 amino acids)
Source: RefSeq, a predicted model, not a curated record